AUGACUGUCACCAACGGCAACAGCAACGGCAUCAGCAGCACCAAUGGCACCAGGACCGCCAGGCGGUCGCUGCCCUGCGGUAUCUAUGCUCCCACCAUGACCUUCUUCCGCCCAGAGACCGAGGACCUCGACAUCCCGACCAUCAAGAGGCACGCCGUGCGGUUAGUCAAAGACGGCCUGGCCGGCCUCGUCACCAUGGGGUCCAACGGCGAAGCCAUCCACUGCACCCGCGAGGAGAAGCUUGCGGUGACCCAGGCAACCAGGGAGGCCCUGGACGCGGCCGGCUUCACCGAGACGCCCGUCGUCGUCGGCGCCACCGAGGGCAGCGUCAGGGGCACGGUCGAGCUGUGCCGGCUCGCCCUGAAGGCGGGCGGCGACUACGUGCUGCUGCUGCCGCCGUCGUACUUCCGCGCCCUGAUGGACGAGCAGGCCGUCUACGACUACUUCACGGGCGUGGCCGACGAGAGCCCGCUGCCGCUGAUCCUGUACAACUACCCGGGGGCCGUGGCCGGCAUCGACAUGGACUCGGACCUGCUGAUCCGGCUGGCGGCCCACCCCAACAUCGCGGGCACCAAGUUCACAUGCGGCAACACGGGCAAGCUGACGCGCGUCGCGCUGGCCACGGACGCCAAGACGCCCUCCGCCGAGGGGUCCGGCUACAUGGCGUUCGGCGGCGUGUGCGACUUCACGGUGCAGACGCUCGCCAGCGGCGGCAGCGGCAUCAUCGCGGGCGGCGCCAACGUCAUGCCCAAGCUGUGCGUGCGUGUGUGGGACCUGUACGCCGCCGGCAAGCGCGACGAGGCCAUCGCUCUGCAGAAGAUCCUGUCCAAGGGCGACUGGGUCCUGACCAAGUCCGCCAUCGCCGGCACCAAGCAGGCCAUCCAGAGCUACUUUGGCUACGGCGGCUACCCGCGCCGCCCACUCAAGCCCCUCGACAAGGCCCGCGUCGCCGCCAUCGAGGACGGCAUCCGCGAGGUCAUGGAGUUGGAGAGGUCUCUCUAG
This is a messenger RNA of Lasiosphaeria miniovina, 1002 nucleotides long. RefSeq lists its product as uncharacterized. The transcript has a single exon. NCBI's taxonomy places the organism in Eukaryota, Fungi, Ascomycota, Sordariomycetes, Sordariales, Lasiosphaeriaceae. The record is from RefSeq and is a predicted model, not a curated record. Gene Ontology annotation, molecular function: 4-hydroxy-tetrahydrodipicolinate synthase activity. The coding region runs from base 1 to 1002 and encodes 333 amino acids.